Molecule: messenger RNA, 366 nt
Organism: Symbiodinium sp. CCMP2456
Lineage: Eukaryota; Dinophyceae; Suessiales; Symbiodiniaceae
Source: the annotation of a GenBank genome assembly
AUGCUGAGAACCAAAUUUGCAUCAUUGCGAAGCUUAGCCGAGGAAGAGAUGAUGCCUGGUGUAGUCGUGGGGCUUCCGGCGGUUGCCUUGCUCCAGAUCGUCCAGGAGUCCCUGGAGUUCGGCUGCACGGAGGGCUUUCGACUGUCUGAGGGCCUCGCAGUCACGGAUCACAACCGACCUGCCGUGCGUGGUGCGGCUGAAGCUUACAGAUGGGCUCUCGAGGCCAAGAAGGCUCUGGCAGAGCUACGUCCGGAGAUGGCAGAAUCACUCUUUAUCGAGGCGAGGGUGCUCUGGGAGGACACGGAGGCGCCAGCAUCGUCCUCCUUUAAGGAGGGCAUCAAGGAAGCUUGGCAGGAGUUGAAUUGA